CCGAAAGACUUCAGCCCUGGGAGCACGUGACCGCCCCAUCCGGGUCUCCGCGUUCUUUCACACUCGGCCCAACAUGGCUGCUUCAGCUAAGAAGAAGAACAAGAAGGGGAAGACCCUGACAUUGACUGAUUUCCUAGCAGAUGAUGGAGGCAGUGGGGGAGGCGGUGGUGGUGGUGGCAGUGGCGGCGGCGGCGGUGGCGGCGGCAGCACCUAUGCCCCAAAACCUGUCAACUGGGCCGAUGAGACGGAUGAUUUGGAAGGAGAUGUUUCUACUACGUGGCACAGUAAUGAUGAUGAUGCUUACAGAGCACCCCCUAUUGAUAGAUCCAUCCUGCCUACGGCUCCUCGAGCUGCUCGUGAACCUAAUGUGGACCGAAGCCGUCUCCCCAAAAGUCCCCCUUUUACUGCCUUUCUCGGAAACCUUCCGUAUGAUGUAACUGAGGAAUCCAUCCAGAAGUUCUUUAGGGGGCUUAAUAUAAGUGCUGUUCGUCUACCCCGCGAGCCAAGCAAUCCAGAGAGGUUAAAAGGCUUUGGUUAUGCAGAAUUUGAUGACUUGGAUUCUCUACUACGGGCUUUAAGCCUCAAUGAGGAAUCUCUUGGGAACAGGAGGAUAAGAGUGGACAUUGCUGAUCAGGCACAAGAUAAAGACCGGGAUGAGCGCUCAUUUGGUAGGGAUCGUGAUCGCAACAGAGAGUCGGACAAGACAGAUUCUUCUGAUUGGAGGGCGCGGCCUAGCACAGACAGCUUUGAUGAUUAUCCUCCACGUCGUGGAGAUGACAGCCAGGGGGACAGAUAUCGCAGUGACCGCUAUGAAUCAGACCGUUACCGUGAUGGUCCAAGGCGCGAUGGAGACCGCUAUGAAAGGGACAGGGGUAGAGAUCGGUAUGAUGAUCGUAAUCGAAGUGAUUAUGAUAGAGGCUAUGAUUCCCGGGGCGGCAGGAGGGCCUUUGGGAGUGGCUAUCGUCGAGAUGAUGAUUACAGAGGUGGUGGAGGUGGUGGAGAUCGUUAUGGAGAUAGAUACGAGGAAAGACGAGAGGACAGAUCAGACAGAUGGAAUGGAUAUUCUCGCAAUGAAGAGAGGCGGGAAGAACGAGCGGGUCCCACUCAGCGACCAAAACUAAACCUAAAACCACGUACUGCUCCAAAAGAUGAGGAAGGUGGGCCAUCUGCCGCCACCAGUCGUGCAGCUUCAAUUUUUGGUGGUGCAAAGCCAGUAGAUACAGCUGCUCGUGAACGAGAAGUAGAGGAAAGGUUACAAAAAGAGCAAGAGAAAAUGCAGCAACGCCAAUUGGAAGAUGACAGACCUCGACAGAUAGAGAGGAAACCUAGAGAAAGGCAUCCUAGUUGGCGCAGUGACGAAAACCAGGAACGUUCUAGGACUGGAAGCGAGUCCUCUCAAACAGCCACCGGUGGCUCUUCAUCCAGGAUCUCCCGGAGACGAGAGAGUGAGAAAUCAGUGGAGAAUGAAGUAUUUGGAAAAGAUGAGGAUGCUCCUUCUCCUAGUUCGAAGUCCCCAAAAUCAGACUCCCAGCUCCCAUUGAAAGUUAUGCCAGCCCCUCCUCCGAAAGAGAAUGCGUGGGUAAAACGCAGCACAGCAGCUCCUUCCUCCCGAUCACAUAGCUCAGAAUACUCUCAAAGUGGUGAAAUGCAUCCAGAUGAGAGGCGACAGCCUGGUACAUCUCACCCAAGAGUAGAUGAGAACAAAGUGGAUGCACUGGAACACCUAGCUAAAUCUGGUGGGCACGGAGUAGGAGAUCGCAAUCGGGCACCUGAUAAGAAAGAAAAGAGAGAUCUGGAUUCACAGGGUAUGCCAGAGUCGAAAAAAAUGGAUGAACAGGCAGUAAAAUUCAGCCACGCAAGUAAGUAUGCAGCUUUAUCUAUGGAUGGGGAAGAAGAGACAGAAGAAUACGCAGACUAACUGUGGGAAUACCUCUGUAUUCAUGGAUUCCUCUCCCGAUUUUUCCUUUACUCUCCCUUCUGCCCUGUUCCCGUGACAGCCGGCAGUGUAUGCCACAGCAAGAAACGCUCCCUUCCGGCUGUCUGUCCCUUCAGAAAUAUAAAAGCAAUCCAACCUCAACACCUCAGCCAAUGACCUUCAGUUAGAAAAAAAACCAAUAUGAGCUGUUUGUUUUCUCUCUUGCAUGCUGCUGCAGCUUUUUACUGUGUGUGCGUGGAAUAGGAGGGGGGCAGAAAUGCAGUGUGUAGCAAAGUAACACUGGAUUGCAGGGAACAUAGAUAUUCUUAAGGAAACUAGUAGUUGUGUAAGAUGAGGUAAAGGAUUCUCACAUCCUAUCUGCCCUGCUGUAUAAAGUUUCCAUUUUAUGCCAGAACAGUCAUUUUUGCUUGAUAUGGAGCAAAGUGGCCUGGAAACUGGACAAGGUGGCUGCUAGAGCUCUCUGUUUAGGAUUAUUCUCCAAUGAAAGAAAUGCCCUUUAGUACAGUAUGGCUAGGCAAAUCAUAUGACCGGAGGAAGACUUAUUUAGCAGCUUCACAAGGGCAUCAGAUGCAUGGUUUGCACUCUUCUAGAGCAUUUGCCAGAAGCCCACCUCCGUGUGCCAGAGAAAAUGAUCAAUUAAAGAAGCCGCAUCCCUUGUCAGGGAUUCAAAUAUUAAUUGCUUUUUUAGGAAAUUCCCCCCUCCGGCUUUGUGUGAUGCUGUGGGUGUGAAAGAGACUGCUGUAGCGGUGAUAUUUUCAUCAGUUGGAAGGCUAUAUUAUGCAGAGUUUAUUAGAAUAUAUAAGGAAUCCGGGUUAGGCAGCGUUUGCAUGGCACGCAGCUAUGGGACACUGCCUUUCAUACCAAAUUUGACAAUUUCCUGAGCUCAAAUUGCACCUCUCCAAUCCCCUUCACUCGGCCUACCCUAAUUUAUAAUUGAUGUGCAUCCAGGAGCUGUGUUCCUGUCUGUCUCUCAUGGACCAGCUUGCGAUACCUUCCCUAGCAAUUUUACUCUUCACGCAGAAGUGUAAAUCAAGGGAAAUAUAUAAUAAAACUUGUAAUGAUUUGUAAUCUGCUUUCUGGGAGAUGUUUUAUUAUCAUGUAAAGAUCCCCCUUACCAGCCCUCUUAAUUUUGUUUUCUGUUUAUCAGCUCUGUCCCUCAUCGAAUAAACUAAUCUUUAAAGUA
Xenopus tropicalis (tropical clawed frog) is the source of this 3119-nucleotide messenger RNA. RefSeq names its product eukaryotic translation initiation factor 4B (gene eif4b). The record is from RefSeq and is a predicted model, not a curated record. Lineage: Eukaryota; Metazoa; Chordata; Amphibia; Anura; Pipidae. Bases 74 to 1918 code for a protein of 614 amino acids. Gene Ontology annotation, molecular function: nucleic acid binding; RNA binding. The transcript is spliced from 15 exons.